This is a messenger RNA of Megalobrama amblycephala (Wuchang bream), 4160 nucleotides long. RefSeq names its product N-lysine methyltransferase KMT5A-A-like. Gene Ontology annotation, molecular function: protein binding. The record is from RefSeq and is a predicted model, not a curated record. Bases 2969 to 3616 code for a protein of 215 amino acids. Lineage: Eukaryota; Metazoa; Chordata; Actinopteri; Cypriniformes; Xenocyprididae. The transcript has 4 exons.
CUAAGAUACAGAAUAUGUUAUCUAUUUCUGAUGCAGAAAAGUUAGUUCAUGCUUUCAUGACGUCUCGACUAGAUUACUGUAAUGCAUUAUUAGCUGGUGGUAAAGGGACAUUCAAGGAAUACCUUGUAGAAAAAAUAAAAAAAACACAUCACAGAGAGACAAAAGAAACUCUUCCAGAAGAAAGAGCUAGAUAGGCUAAGAAAAAUGGUGGUUUAGGAAGAAGUGGACCUGCUCCGUUGGUUUUAUUAUUUUGCAUUCUGCAUUAUUUUGUUAAUGUUGUUUAUUGUGUUCAUUAUAUAGUUUUCACAUAUAAAAAGCGUUGUAGCAUUUAGAAGCACAUAACGAUACACAGUUAAAGCCACGCUCUCUAAACAUUUAUAUGUAUGUUUCUUUUAUUUUAGCCAUUUUAUUUACCUGUGACUUUUUAAUUUGUAUUUUUUUUUUUUGAUGUUUCUUCCAUUCUGUUUUGGUCGUUUCUUUUGAACAUUGAACAGUUUUUGUAUCAAUAUUUGUGUCAAACUGUGUGUGUGUUUUCCCCCAAAUUGCAUUACUGUUCAAUAAUUUGUGCCAUAUACAUAUAGUUUCACUUUAACCAAAAGGAAUAAGUUACAACUAGGGCUUCUUGCACAGAAACCUCUUUCCUAAUUCGCAUUCUCUAUCAUUUUUUCAUUUUUUAAGAAGACAGGUCAGAAGGCGAUACAAGGAAGUACAACAACAUGUUGUGCGGCUAAUUAAUGAGAGCAAUGUUGAAAUGAAGAGGCUUGAACAUCGUCUGCUGGCUUUGACCACACCUCCAUGUACAAACAGUAAAAUAUAGAUGCACACACAUUUUUUCCCAUAUUGUGUUAAAGUUGUUUUUUAUUAUUAUUUAUUUGUUAUUGAAAUCUCUUUAUUUGUUAUUGAACUGUACUAGCUUAACUCAAUAAAUGUAUUCAUUUAGUUAGUAUGUGAAAGGCAAGACACAUUUCAAAUUAUUGUUGUGUCGUCACCUUGAAUUAAAUAAUUAAUUUAUCACUGUGUUAUCAUUCACCUUUUAACAGCAAAUACAGAAGCUGCUGAGCCAAUUUAUGGAGCCCCACAAGAAUUCAGUCCAAGCAUAGAUCAGUGUGAGUUACAUAUAUUGUGUUUGUGAUUAAACUUUGGGAAAGUUCUCUGAAAGGUGACAUUAUACAUUUAAUAUGUCUUUUAAUACAGGCAUUACAGAUGCAUGGGGAAGAAAGAAGAUUUAUGUGCUGCUUUCAAAAAUAGGGCCCUACAAAAUCUUCUUUUCUGACAUACAUAAAACUUCUCCUGGUGAGGAGCUCGAGAGUGAGGUACACAAUCAAACAUUUUUUAUUUUUUACUUUGUUGUUAUGCACAAUAAACACAACAUGUAUGCACUUUCAUGUAAACCUCGUUGUCAGCAGGUCAUCAAUGCAUUCAUGCACCUUGAGAUCAAGAAAUGUAAUGCUCGGUCAGCAGAGCACGCCUUUUAUAUUGACAGUGAUGAAAUGGCCAGCGUCUGGAAAGGCCAUUCAACAAAGCGGAAGGUUGGUCUAUUCAGUGUCAUUAAUAUACGGCUGCAAAAGCUUUGAAUUCUAAAAAAAUCUUUUGUAUUUUCAGAUUGACCUGUCAGUGUACCACUAUAUAAUUGGUAUCAUAAACGACCACUGUCACUGGACAGUUAUGGUAUAGGAUGCAACUUGCUUUGUUUUAUUAAAUAAACUAAACCAAAAUGUUACACUAGUGUGCAUAACUAUGUUUCUAUGUAUUUUAAAAUCCUGAAAGGUGAUCAUGCCAGCACAGAAGAAGACUUUAUUUUUAGACCCUCUGGGAGAAAGCAUAGUAAAAGUAGAGAAGUGCCAGGAGGUGAUAAGGUAUUAACAAUGAUAUCAAAGAUUUUUUUUUUUUUUCGCCCAGUAACACAUUUAAAACUGCAAUGCGUAGCACUGUCAUUUGUUACACUGUUGUUUGUUGAUUUAAGGGCAUUAAUGAAUCAGACAGGAUACAAUGCCUCUACCUGGUUGUCCAAGACUGUUCCUCAUCCCAUGCAGACUGACUCCUCAUCCUGUGGAGUUUUUGCACUGAAGGUAUUAAUGAUGUUAUGAUGAUGAACAUUAAUUUCUAAUAUCACAGUCCUAAAUGUGAUUUUAUUUAUUUGUUUAUUUUUUUGGUAGUUUGCCGAAUGCAUUCUUCGUCUGCAGCCAGUCGAGUUUUGCAGUAGUGAGGCCUCAGUGAAGAAGCUCAGGAGACACAUCACUGUCACACUACUACAAAACAGUGAUGAUUUAACCCUUUUGUGUUUUGCCUGUGGAGAGGCAAGUGGAGACCCUGACUGGGUGAGCAUGUACAAAUAUUUACAUGGAUCCUUAUAGUUAACAGUAAAUUUUCAGAUUAGCUGUCUUUGCUGCCUGCGCCGGUACCACAAAUCCUGUGUUCAGCCAUCCACCCUGGAGACUUAUGUUUGGGCGGCUUGCCUGGAUUGAGGACCUACUCUAAUGUUCCAAAAAAUAUUGUUCUUUACCUAUAAAACAAAAUAAAAAUUUUGUAAUAUGCUAUCUAAAAUCACUUUGGUGGAAGAGACUCAUUAUUAUUAGUAAUAUAAUUAUUUAUUCAUUUUCUAAUGCUCGCUUUUUUCAUCUGAGGAAAGAAAAAGCAAUUUAGCGUAAACAAAGUCCAAGCACUUUUGCUGGAUAGCCCACAUAGGAACAAAUUCAUUUUCCCAUGAAGGGCAUUUCUAGGGGCCAAGCGUACAAUGUCAUGUGUUAAUAUCGUGCAUUUCAUACCGCAGCACUUUUCCAAAGCCAUUUAGCUGGAUCCACCUGAACAAUUGACUGAGGGAUUGACUACAGAAAGUCUGGUUACUGUGUCAGCCAAGGACAUACUAUGUGGUUUAAAGCCAUUUGUUUUAGCACUAUUUUCAUACUCCACAACUGUAACGGCGGUAUUCCACAUCAAGCCUCCAACAAGGGCAGCAAAGGCAGGAUUUAUGGACCACAGCUACUACCACUACUGGAGGAGGCUUCAGUACAAGCUGCGGGUACAGUAUAUUCUCGAGCAGUCAACUGGCAGGACCAGCCAAAAUCCCCUGGCAUCUCACAUCCAGCGUGCCAUUGCCAAGGAGAAUGCGUGGACUUCCAACAUGCCCUCCGUGGACAGUGUUCUGCUGGCGUGGGUGCCCUGCCAUGAGUCAUUGGCUGCAGAGAAUGAUCCUGUGAUCAUUGCCUCCGUGGUCCAGCAGAAUUCAAAAGGGCUGGCCAUUAAGAGCUUUGAGUGGAAAGGUAAAGGGGUCACUGCCACCAUGGAGUUCAAGAGGAACCAGGUAGUGUGUGACUACCACGGUGAAGUGGUCUCCAAGCAGGAAGGGGAGCGGAGGCUGGAGACCCUCACCGGGGAGCCGUCAUACCUGUUUUUCUUUAAUGGCAAGACUUAUGGGAGGAGGAUGAACCAUUCCCGCAACAAAAACAAUGUGCGGCCUCAGAGAGUUUCUUUAAAAUUUCUGGAUGGUCCCAGGGAAUGCGUUCUCUUCUUCGCUCUGUGGGACAUUGCCGUCAGUGAGGAGCUCCUGUGGGAUUACGGGGUUCGCAGAUCAUCAUUCCAAGGAGAAGGGUGGGAUCUUUCUUGGCUUGAUGACUGACUUGGCGCAGAGCUGGCAUCAUGUAGCCCUUCUUUUCAACAUCUCCUUGUCACACAAAUACAUUUCCCCAAUGCAUGAAUGUAAAUACUGUAUCAAAAAUAAAACAAAGAAAGAGUGUUGCAUUGCAUACUGUAAAUACGAAAUAAAGUGGGUCAUUCGCUUUCAAUGCAUCUCAGCAUGUGUGCUUCCUUACUUUACUGUUAAGUAAUCAACUUCCAUUUAAUAAUGUGUAAAAAUAAUAUGAAAACUUUUAUAGAGCACUGAAUACCAUUAUUUCACUGCAGUUUUGGCCAAAGACUGCAUUUUGGCAAAAUCAUUAAUCAAUUAUAAUAAGAUUUUUAAUUGGCUUCCAGAGUAUUUUUGGCAAAGCCCAAUACUUUCUGCAGACUUACCCUAUAGUCAGGGUCUCAUGUUGUCCACCAGAGGGCAGCAAAGACUUAGUCAUGUGACACAUGAGCGCUCGUCUCUGACCUUAUGUUAAAGGCGCUCUAAGCGAUUUGACGCGUUUUUAGGCCCAAUUUUUUUUUUGUCACGUACAGCAAAC